AUGGGGGGGGGGGCGAGGGGCUCCUUCGGGACCCCCCCCCCCCCAAUUCCCAUCCACCCCUGGGACCCCCACCCGGGACCCCCCGGAACCGGGCCAGGACCCCCAGAACCGGAACGGGACCCCCCGGAGCUGCAUCGGGACCCCCAGAACCAGAACGGGACCCCCCAAGAUCAAGACCGGGACCCCCACCCGGGACCCCCUGGAACCGGACUGGGACCCCCAGACCAGAACGGACCCCCGGAGCUGCAUUGGGACCCCCAGAACCAGAACAGGACCCCCACCCAGGACCGGGACCCCCCACCCAGGACCGGGACCCCCACCCAGGACCCUCUGGAACUGGACCGGGACCCCCACCCGGGACCCCCCGGAACCGGGCCAGGACCCCCAGAACCGGAACGGGACCCCCGGAGCUGCAUCGGGACCCCCAGAGCUGCAUUGGGACCCCCAGAACCAGAACAGGACCCCCACCCAGGACCGGGACCCCCCACCCAGGACCCUCUGGAACUGGACCAGGACCCCCAGAGCUGGACCGGGACCCCCAGAACCAGAACGGGACCCCCGGAGCUGCAUCGGGGACCCCCCCCAAAGAACGAGAUUGGGACCCCCGAGACCCCUCCGGGGCUCCCAGAACCGGAACCAGGACCCCCCCAAGAAGGAACCCGGGACCCCCGAACUGGGUCAGGACCACCCCGGGACCCCCCCAAGAACAAGAUGGGGACCCCCGGAGCUGCCUUGGGACCCCCAGAACUGGAUCAGGACCCCCCCCCCCCCGGGACCCUCAGAACCGGACCAGGACCCCCCUCGAGACCCCCCGAGAAGGAGACCGGGAUCGGAGCGGGACCCCUGGAACUGGAUCAGGACCCCCAGGACCCCCCCAAGAUCGAGACCGGGACCCCCAGAACCAGAACGGGACCCCCAGAGCUGCCUCGGGACCCCCCCAAAAACGAGGCUGGGACCCUAGAGCUGGAUCGGGACCCCUGGGACCCCCCAGGACCCCCAGAACGACAUGGGGACCCCCGGAAUGAGACUGGAACCCCCCCCCAGAACCAGACCAGGACCCCCCGGGACCCCCUCAAAACCAGACUGGGACCCCCAGAACGGGACCAGGACCCCCCAGACCCAGAUUGGGACCCCCCAAAACCAGGAUUGGGACCCCCAGGACUCCCCCAGGACCCCCAGAACCAGCCCGGGGGACCCCCCCCUCAACACCGGCAGCAGCACCGGGACCCCCCAGGACCCCCCCCCAGACCCAGAUUGGGACCCCCAGGACCCCCUCCCAGGGGGGCGUGGCCAUUAUGCAUUCCGUUAUAUGGCCAUUUUGUGGGCGGGGCCAACCCCCGCAACGCCCCCAACGGCUCAGUGGGCGUGGCCACACCAUUCCCUCACGAGCCCAUCAGGGGCGCGGCUCCCCCCCCCUCAGGCCGCGCAGCCAAUCAGAUCCCUGGGGCCGCACCAACGCCCCCCCGCGCAGCCAAUCAGCGCGCGGCGCGGCGUUAG
Melospiza melodia melodia is the source of this 1497-nucleotide messenger RNA. RefSeq names its product basic proline-rich protein-like. The coding region runs from base 1 to 1497 and encodes 498 amino acids. The transcript is spliced from 2 exons. Lineage: Eukaryota; Metazoa; Chordata; Aves; Passeriformes; Passerellidae. The record is from RefSeq and is a predicted model, not a curated record.